UUUCCAACGCACCUUAUGUUCCGCCGCUGAAAUAUGACGUCUUAUUAAACGUCAUCAGGCCGAGACAUCAGUCAACCAAACGAUUGAAAAGGCGCCGGGACAAUGCUUUUCUACUCGUUCUUCAAGUCGUUGGUGGGGAAGGAUGUGGUGGUGGAGCUGAAGAAUGACCUCAGCAUCUGUGGGACCCUCCACUCCGUCGACCAGUACCUGAACAUCAAGCUGACAGAUAUCAGUGUCACGGACCCAGAGAAGUACCCCCACAUGCUGUCGGUGAAGAACUGCUUCAUCCGCGGCUCGGUGGUGCGCUACGUCCAGCUGCCCGCCGACGAGGUGGACACGCAGCUGCUGCAGGACGCGGCCCGCAAGGAGGCCAUGCAGCAGAAACAGUGAUGGCUCCUGGCCGUCGCCACGGCGACGGGGAGGAGGAGGAGGAGGAGGAGGAGGAGGAGGAGGAGGAGGAGCGUUGGGUUGUCGUGGUCGCAGGCGGCGGUCGGACCGCUCCACUCUGGAGGGGGAGAGGGGUCGGACCGCUCCACUCUGGAGGGGGAGAGGGGUCGGACCGCUCCACUCUGGAGGGGGAGAGGGGUCGGACCGCUCCACUCUGGAGGGGGAGAGGGGUCGGACCGCUCCACUCUGGAGGGGGAGAGGGGUCGGACCGCUCCACUCUGGAGGGGGAGAGGGGUCGGACCGCUCCACUCUGGAGGGGGAGAGGGGUCGGACCGCUCCACUCUGGAGGGGGAGAGGGGUCGGACCGCUCCACUCUGGAGGGGGAGAGGGGUCGGACCGCUCCACUCUGGAAGGGGAGAGGGGUCGGACCGCUCCACUCUGGAGGGGGAGAGGGGUCGGACCGCUCCACUCUGGAGGGGGAGAGGGGUCGGACCGCUCCACUCUGGAGGGGGAGAGGGGUGUCUACCGGUAUGGGGAGGGUGUUCUCGGACCAGCGCUUGUGUUUCAUUUCCUUUUUUUAUUCGUACAGAGCUUGGCUAGGGUGAGGAGGACGUGUUGGGUUUAAGAUGGUUGAUUCCACGUUAUCUUGUCCCUUUUCAGGAACGACAACUUUUAGUUUGUGCAGCCAAUGACUGGCCAGUUGUUACUUUUGAAAGAUUUGGUUUACAUUUGCCAUUUAGAAAGAAAAUACAGAUUUGGUUUAAACGCUGACCGGUGGUUCUAUUUGUCCAUAGUAAUAGAAUUUGUCUCUGAGGGAAAUGGUCUGAGAGCAUCCUGACUCAACAAGGUCGUAGAUAAGAUGCAUCAAGAAUUAUUUCUUUUUUUACCAUAGAAGACUCUUUGUAAGUAUUUCUGUUUGACGUUUGAUGGCUGUUUUUCUAUGUAACCGUCGAGGACUUGAUUAAAAUGUUUUGCCAUGAAUGCAAUCUGUCUACAUUCUUAUUUAGU
Gadus chalcogrammus (walleye pollock) is the source of this 1395-nucleotide messenger RNA. It is a transcript of the gene lsm2, whose product is annotated as smx5. The record is from RefSeq and is a predicted model, not a curated record. NCBI's taxonomy places the organism in Eukaryota, Metazoa, Chordata, Actinopteri, Gadiformes, Gadidae. Gene Ontology annotation, biological process: mRNA splicing, via spliceosome. Gene Ontology annotation, cellular component: P-body; Lsm1-7-Pat1 complex; U6 snRNP. The transcript has 5 exons. Gene Ontology annotation, molecular function: RNA binding. Bases 103 to 390 code for a protein of 95 amino acids.